Talaromyces proteolyticus is the source of this 1116-nucleotide messenger RNA. Its product is annotated as UDP-glucose 4-epimerase. Gene Ontology annotation, biological process: beta-D-galactose catabolic process via UDP-galactose, Leloir pathway. Bases 1 to 1116 code for a protein of 371 amino acids. The transcript is spliced from 4 exons. The record is from RefSeq and is a predicted model, not a curated record. Lineage: Eukaryota; Fungi; Ascomycota; Eurotiomycetes; Eurotiales; Trichocomaceae. Gene Ontology annotation, molecular function: UDP-glucose 4-epimerase activity. Gene Ontology annotation, cellular component: cytosol.
AUGUCUGUUGGAUCAGUUCUCGUUACUGGAGGAACAGGCUACAUCGGGUCCUUCACGACCCUCGCCCUGCUCGAAGCUGGCUACAAGGUCGUCAUUGCCGACAACCUCUACAAUUCCUCGGCCGAGGUCAUCAACCGCAUUGAAUUGAUCUCCGGCAAGAGGCCCGAGUUGUUCCAGGUCGACAUCACCGACCCUACCUCCUUCGACAAGGUCUUCGCUGCGCACCCCGACAUCGACAGCGUCAUCCAUUUCGCGGCUCUCAAGGCUGUCGGUGAGUCCGGCGAGAAGCCCCUCGACUACUACCACGUCAAUGUCUACGGCUCCAUCAACCUGCUGCGCUCGAUGCAGAAGCACAAUGUCUACAACAUCGUCUUCUCCAGCUCUGCGACCGUCUAUGGCGAUGCCACUCGCGUCCCCAAUAUGAUCCCCAUCCCAGAGGAGUGCCCUCUUGGUCCCACCAACCCCUACGGAAACACCAAAUUCGCCGUUGAGACUGCCAUUACAGACUUCAUCAACGCCCAGCGGAAUAACCUUACUAAGGCUGGCAACACUGCCGAGGCCGAGAAAUGGAACGGUGCCUUGCUCCGCUACUUCAACCCCGCUGGUGCCCACCCAAGUGGUAUCAUGGGCGAGGACCCCCAGGGUGUUCCCUACAACUUGCUUCCUCUUUUGGCUCAGGUUGCCACUGGCAAGCGCGAGAAGCUUUUGGUCUUUGGUGAUGACUAUGCUUCGCAUGAUGGUACUGCCAUCCGUGACUACAUCCACAUCUUGGACUUGGCCCAGGGCCACUUGCUAGCCCUCAACUAUCUGCGCUCCAACCACCCCGGUGUUCGCGCCUGGAACUUGGGAACUGGUCGCGGAAGCACUGUGUACGAGAUGAUCAAGGCAUUCUCGCGCGCCGUUGGCCGCGACUUGCCCUAUGAAGUUGCUCCUCGCCGUGCCGGUGACGUUCUUGAUCUCACAUCUAACCCGGCCCGUGCUGGCAAGGAGCUUGGCUGGAAGACCGAGCGCACUCUUGAGCAGGCCUGCGAGGACCUUUGGCUGUGGACCAAGAACAACCCUCAAGGCUACCGCCAGCAACCCCCUGCCGAGCUGCUUGCUGCUUUGAAGAAAUAA